AAAAACCGUUGGCGAUUAUAUGCAAAAUUUGAGGUGAAAGUGGUUUUGGAUGGGAUGAUAACAUGAAAAUGAUCACAUGUGAUAGAGCGACAUAUGAUGCAGCAGUGAUGGCACACAAGAAGUAUGAACCAUUUUUGAAUAAAAGCAUUGAUCAUUAUGAUGAAAUGACUUUGGUUGUUGGCAAAGAUAUGGCAACAGGGAGUUUUGCCAGAACAUUUGCUGACAUAGAUUUGGAUGAUGGUAAUGAAGAUUCAAUGCCUGUAGACUGCGACAAUGAAGAGGCUGAAGAGGUAAGAACAAAUGUAUCUUCAUCUGGCACAUCCAAACGUAAAAGAAAAAGUGUUCAAGAAAGUGUCGUUGAAGAACAAAUUAAAUUUGUGGGUGAACAACUUGGCAAAAUUGCUAAUGCUUUGGAACAAUUUACUGCCGAUAAGACAUCACAGCUUUACGAACAAGUGAUGUCGAUGGAGGAAAAAGGAUUUGAUGAUGACUUCUUGUGUUCUGUGUUUGAUUAUCUAGUGAGUCAUGAAUCCGAGGCCAAAGCUUUUUUAGUUAAAAGUAAGAAGCAUAACAAAAUUUGGCUUCAAAAAUUUUCUCAAGGUUGAAGAUUUGAUACUUUUAUGUGGUGUAAUAUUAUGCACUUGGACAAUGUUGUUACUAUGUGGUGAACCAUUAAUUAUGUAUUUGGAUAAUAUUAUUAUUUCUA
Gossypium raimondii (Peruvian cotton) is the source of this 706-nucleotide messenger RNA. RefSeq lists its product as uncharacterized. NCBI's taxonomy places the organism in Eukaryota, Viridiplantae, Streptophyta, Magnoliopsida, Malvales, Malvaceae. The record is from RefSeq and is a predicted model, not a curated record. The transcript has 2 exons. Bases 63 to 605 code for a protein of 180 amino acids.